Messenger RNA from Miscanthus lutarioriparius, 5106 nucleotides. The record is from the annotation of a GenBank genome assembly. NCBI's taxonomy places the organism in Eukaryota, Viridiplantae, Streptophyta, Magnoliopsida, Poales, Poaceae.
AUGGACGCGAGGUUCCCGUACUCGCCGGCCGAGGUGGCCAAGGUCGAGCUCGUGCAGUUCGGCAUCCUCAGCCCCGACGAGAUCAGACAAAUGUCGGUGGUUCAAAUAGAACAUGCAGAGACCAUGGAGAGGGGAAAACCGAAGCCUGGUGGGCUCAGUGACCCUCGAUUGGGGACUAUUGACCGGAAAAUUAAGUGCGACACAUGCAUGGCAGGGAUGGCAGAGUGCCCAGGCCACUUUGGACACCUUGAGCUUGCCAAGCCGAUGUUCCACAUUGGAUUCAUUAAGACUGUGCUCUCCAUCAUGCGCUGCGUCUGCUUUAACUGCUCCAAGAUCCUUGCGGAUGAGGAUGAAACCAAAUUUAAGCAGGCUCUAAAAAUCAGGAAUCCGAAGAAUAGAUUGAAGAGAAUAUAUGAUGCUUGCAAGAGCAAAAAAGUCUGUGCAGGUGGCGAUGACCUUGAUGUUCAGGAGCAGGAUACUGACGAGCCUGUUAAGAAAAGAGGUGGCUGUGGUGCUCAGCAGCCAAAUAUUACAGUCGAUGGUAUGAAGAUGGUUGCAGAGUUUAAAGCUCCAAAGAAGAAAAAUGAUGAUCAGGAUCAACUCCCUGAGCCAGUGGAACGCAAGCAAAUCCUCUCAGCAGAGAGGGUCCUUAAUGUUCUGAAGCGUAUAAGUGAUGAGGACUGUCUUCUGUUGGGCCUGAAUCCCAAAUAUGCCCGUCCUGAUUGGAUGAUACUUCAAGUUCUUCCAGUCCCUCCACCCCCUGUUAGACCAUCUGUCAUGAUGGACACUUCUUCCAGAAGUGAGGAUGAUUUGACUCAUCAAUUAGCUAUGAUAAUACGGCAUAAUGAGAACUUGAGGAGGCAAGAGAGAAAUGGCGCUCCAGCUCACAUUAUAACAGAGUUUGCUCAGUUGUUGCAAUUUCAUAUUGCAACAUACUUCGAUAAUGAUCUUCCUGGCCAACCCAGGGCCACACAGCGUUCUGGAAGGCCUAUUAAAUCAAUUUGCAGCAGGCUGAAAGCUAAAGAAGGCCGGAUUAGAGGGAACUUGAUGGGCAAGCGUGUUGAUUUCUCGGCCCGAACUGUCAUCACACCGGAUCCAAACAUAAACAUUGAUGAGUUGGGAGUACCAUGGAGUAUUGCUUUGAACCUGACAUAUCCUGAAACUGUUACUCCAUAUAAUAUUGAGAGGUUGAAGGAACUUGUCGAAUAUGGGCCUCACCCUCCCCCAGGGAAGACCGGUGCAAGGUACAUUAUCAGGGAAGAUGGUCAGAGGCUUGAUCUUCGAUAUGUGAAGAAAAGCAGCGAUCAGCAUCUGGAGCUUGGUUACAAGGUGGAGAGGCAUCUCAAUGAUGGGGAUUUUGUUCUUUUCAAUCGGCAACCAAGUCUUCAUAAAAUGUCUAUCAUGGGGCAUCGCAUCAAAAUUAUGCCCUACUCAACUUUCCGGUUGAACUUGUCUGUCACGUCACCAUACAAUGCUGACUUUGACGGUGAUGAGAUGAAUAUGCAUGUCCCUCAGUCAUUUGAGACCAGGGCAGAAGUUCUGGAGUUAAUGAUGGUGCCAAAAUGCAUUGUCUCUCCACAAUCAAAUAGGCCUGUCAUGGGCAUUGUCCAAGACACACUGCUUGGUUGUCGCAAAAUUACUAAAAGGGACACUCUAAUUGAAAAGGAUGUAUUUAUGAACAUCUUGAUGUGGUGGCAAGACUUUGAUGGAAAGAUUCCUGCACCUGCCAUUUUGAAACCUAGGCCUAUUUGGACUGGGAAACAAGUUUUUAACUUAAUUAUCCCCAAGCAAAUAAAUUUAAUACGGUUUUCAGCAUGGCAUUCGGAAGAAGAAAAGGGAUUUAUUACUCCUGGUGAUACUAUGGUCAGGAUAGAGAAGGGAGAGCUUCUGUCUGGUACACUUUGCAAGAAGAGUCUUGGAACAGGCACUGGAAGUCUUAUCCAUGUCAUUUGGGAAGAGGUUGGUCCAGAUGCAGCCCGGAAGUUCUUAGGACAUACGCAGUGGCUUGUAAACUACUGGCUUCUUCAAAAUGGUUUCACACAUGAGAAGCAGUUGGAAGCUGAGCCAGGACGCACCAUGAUGGAAUCAUUUGAAAACAGAGUGAACCAGGUUCUUAACAAAGCUCGUGAUGAUGCUGGGAGCAGUGCUCAGAAGAGCUUGUCUGAAAGCAACAAUUUGAAGGCUAUGGUCACUGCAGGCUCAAAAGGAAGUUUCAUUAACAUUUCACAAAUGACUGCUUGUGUGGGACAGCAGAAUGUUGAGGGCAAGCGGAUCCCUUUUGGUUUCAUUGAUCGGACGUUGCCACAUUUCACAAAAGAUGACUACGGUCCUGAAAGUCGUGGAUUUGUAGAAAAUUCUUACCUCCGAGGUCUGACACCACAAGAAUUUUUUUUUCACGCUAUGGGUGGUAGAGAAGGUCUCAUAGAUACUGCUGUGAAGACCUCUGAGACUGGGUAUAUCCAGAGGAGACUUGUGAAAGCUAUGGAGGACAUCAUGGUGAAAUAUGAUGGUACUAUGAAGAAGCUUGAGUUCGAUAAUUUAUUCCGUUAUGAGCUGGAUGACGAGAACUGGAGACCUAACUACAUGCUACCUGAACAUGUUGACGAUUUGAAGACCAUACGUGAAUUCAGAAAUGUGUUUGAGGCAGAGGUUCAAAAGCUAGAAGCUGAUCGGUACCAGCUUGGGACUGAGAUCGCCACAACUGGUGACAAUUCGUGGCCUAUGCCUGUGAACCUCAAGCGGCUCAUCUGGAAUGCUCAGAAGACAUUCAGGAUUGAUUUUAGAAGACCUUCUGACAUGCACCCGAUGGAAAUUGUGGAAGCGGUAGAUAAACUGCAAGAAAGACUUAAGGUUGUACCUGGUGAUGAUCCUAUGAGCAUUGAGGCUCAGAAGAAUGCAACCUUGUUCUUUAAUAUCCUGCUUCGUAGCACGUUUGCUAGCAAGAGGGUCUUGAAGGAAUACAGGCUUACAAAGGAAGCUUUUGAAUGGGUUAUCGGUGAGAUUGAAUCGAGGUUUCUUCAGUCUUUGGUGGCCCCUGGUGAGAUGAUUGGAUGUGUGGCUGCACAAUCAAUUGGAGAACCAGCAACACAGAUGACCCUGAAUACCUUCCACUAUGCUGGUGUCAGUGCCAAGAAUGUCACCCUUGGAGUUCCCAGGUUGAGGGAGAUCAUUAAUGUUGCCAAGAAGAUAAAGACUCCAUCUUUGUCUGUUUACCUGAAGCCUGAGGUGAACCAGAAGAAAGAAUUGGCUAAGAAUGUCCAGUGUGCUUUGGAGUACACCACACUGCGUAGUGUUACCCACGCCCACAGAGAUAUGGACUUAGAGUUUGUUCAGUCCUAUUACGAAAUGCCUGAUGAGGAUAUUGACCCGGAUAAAAUUUCUCCUUGGCUGCUGCGUAUUGAGCUUAACCGUGAGAUGAUGGUUGAUAAGAAGUUGAGCAUGGCUGAUAUUGCCGACAAGAUUAACCAGGGUAAUAUGUUGACAGAGAUGGCGCUUCGAGGCAUUCCAGAUAUCAACAAAGUGUUCAUCAAAGAAGGGAAGGUCAAUACUUUUUAUCAAGACGAAGGUUUCAAAGCAGCUAAUGAAUGGAUGCUUGAUACAGAAGGUGUGAAUCUCUUAGCUGUCAUGUGUCAUGAGGAUGUUGAUGCUACAAGGACAACAAGUAACCAUCUGAUUGAAGUGAUUGAGGUACUUGGAAUUGAGGCUGUUCGUAGAUCUCUCUUGGAUGAGCUUCGGGUGGUGAUAUCUUUCGAUGGAUCCUAUGUGAACUACAGGCAUCUGGCCAUUCUUUGUGAUACAAUGACAUACAGAGGUCACUUAAUGGCGAUUACAAGGCACGGUAUCAACCGCAAUGACACUGGGCCUCUUAUGAGAUGUUCCUUUGAAGAGACUGUUGACAUCUUACUUGAUGCUGCUGUAUAUGCUGAAUCUGACCACCUGAGAGGUGUCACUGAAAACAUAAUGCUUGGUCAGCUUGCUCCUAUUGGUACUGGAGGCUGUGCACUAUAUCUGAAUGACCAGAUGCUGCAGCAAGCAAUUGAACUUCAACUUCCAAGCUAUGUGGAAGGCCUAGACUUCGGCAUGACACCAGCACGAUCACCCAUCUCCGGGACACCUUACCAUGAAGGAAUUAUGUCCCCAAAUGCUUCGUUCUCACCAUAUGUUGGGCACAUGGCAUUCUCACCAUUCCCUUCACCAGGUGGUUACUCUCCAUCGUCAGGGGGAUACAGUCCAUCUUCUCCAGUUUUCACCCCAGAGAAAGGAUAUAGCCCUCUUUCUCCAUCAUACAGCCCUGCAUCGCCAAGCUAUAGUCCCACCUCACCAUCAUAUACACCUGGCUCUCCCACCUACAGUCCCACAAGCCCGAAUUACUCCCCAACAAGUCCGACUUACUCGCCUACCAGUCCAUCAUACUCACCGACAUCUCCGAGUUACAGCCCAACAUCUCCUAGCUACAGUCCUACAUCACCAAGCUACAGCCCUACAUCUCCUAGCUAUAGUCCUACAUCACCAAGCUACAGCCCCACCUCACCAGUUUAUAGUCCAACCUCACCAGCAUAUAGCCCUACAUCUCCUGCAUACAGCCCCACAUCACCAUCUUACAGUCCAACUUCGCCAUCUUAUAGCCCUACAUCACCAUCAUACAGCCCAACAUCCCCGUCAUACAGCCCUACCUCCCCGUCAUACAGCCCUACCUCCCCGUCGUACAGCCCGACAUCACCUGCAUACAGCCCUACUUCGCCAGGAUACAGCCCAACAUCACCAAGCUACAGUCCUACUUCUCCGAGCUACAAUCCUUCAUCAGCCAAGUACAGCCCUUCACAUGCAUACUCUCCAAGCAGCCCCAGGAUGACCCCAUAUAGUCAGACUUCUCCAAGCUACAGUCCAACGUCACCGACAUACUCUCCUACAUCACCAUCAUAUUCACAACCAAGUCCAUCGUACAGCCCAACAAGCCCGUUCAACACCUCUGGAGGACCUAGCCCAGAUUAUAGCCCAACCUCUCCAAAUUACAGCCCUAGCGGAAGCUACUCCCCAACUGCACCGGGCUACUCCCCAUCGUCCACAGGCCAAGGUAAUGACAAGGAUGAUGAGAGCACUCGUUGA